Messenger RNA from Rubroshorea leprosula, 1632 nucleotides. The record is from the annotation of a GenBank genome assembly. NCBI's taxonomy places the organism in Eukaryota, Viridiplantae, Streptophyta, Magnoliopsida, Malvales, Dipterocarpaceae.
AGUCUGCAGACCCAUCCUCCGCUUGAUUCCUCACUCAUUUCCAUCUUCAUGAUUUAUUAUAGGAAGAAUUAGCACAUUGUAGUUGAUGACACCAACAGAAACACCGCAAAUGCAAGUUUUAGCCUGCAAUUCCGUGCCUGUAAAACUUCAUGGCAUUAGCGUCCCAACGCAAUUGUUCAUGGGUCGGCGAGAGCUCUUGUCCUCUGUCUGCUCCAAUGGUUCCCUCAAGAAGGUUGUUUCUUCCCAACCCAUCUCCAUCACAAGGAGUGUUAGAGAUGGGAAAGUAGAUUUACGUGAAGUAUUAACGCAGAAAAUUAUUCCUUUUACAACAAGGAGGAUGUUGCUAACAAGUUUUUUCGUAUAUUUAUGUUAUCAUCCUUCUUCAAGGUACUUAUCAGCGCAAGCAUUAGGGGAUCCAUCAGUGACAGUUGAAGAUGUUACUCCUCCUGUUUUCCCAUCUGGGGCACUCUUCCCUUCUGAGGAAAGAAUUGCCCAACUCUUUGAGGGGAAUACAUACUCUGUGGUCAACAUUUUUGAUGUAACAUUGCGGCCACAACUUAAUGUAACCGGUAUGGUUGAGAUUCCUGAAGGAAAUGGCUCUGGAGUUGUCUGGGAUGGACAGGGACACAUUGUGACAAAUUAUCAUGUGAUUGGUAAUGCCCUAUCAAGAAAUCAAGGUCUUGGACAAGUAGUCGCUCGAGUUAAUAUCUUAGCUUCAGAAGGUGUGCAAAAGAAUUUUGAGGGUAAGUUGAUUGGUGCGGACCGUGCAAAGGACCUUGCUGUCCUAAAGGUGGAGGCCCCUGAAGAUCUGUUGAGGCCCAUUAAGUUGGGACAAUCAUCUUCUCUAAGGGUUGGACAGCAGUGUCUAGCAAUUGGGAAUCCAUUUGGUUUUGAUCAUACCCUUACUGUUGGUGUUAUUAGUGGACUGAAUCGAGACAUUUUUAGCCAAACAGGAGUCACUAUUGGUGGUGGAAUUCAAACAGAUGCAGCCAUCAAUCCUGGAAACAGUGGUGGUCCUUUGCUGGAUUCAAAAGGAAAUCUGAUUGGAAUUAAUACAGCAAUUUUUACUCAGACAGGUACAUCGGCUGGUGUAGGAUUUGCAAUCCCUUCCUUGACAGUGCUCAAGAUUGUUCCUCAGCUGAUCCAGUUUGGUAAGGUUGUCCGGGCUGGUUUGAAUGUGGAAAUUGCUCCUGACCUGAUAGCUAAUCAACUGAAUGUUCGUAAAGGAGCUCUUGUCCUUCAGGUUCCUGCAAACAGUCUUGCAGAAAAGGCUGGGUUGCUUCCCACAACCAGGGGUUUCGCGGGUAAUAUCGUACUUGGAGAUAUCAUUGUUGCAAUUGAUGGAAAACCUGUUAAAAACAAAGCCGAGUUGUACAAAGCACUGGAUGACUAUAACGUGGGUGAAAAAGUGGUUCUAAAGAUUCAGAGGAGCGGUGAGGAUCUGGAGCUGCCAAUAACCCUAGAGGAAAAGAGUUCAUGACAUUGUCUCUUACAGUAUCAUCUGUACUAGUGCUGUAAUAUGUUACUAUCAUUCAAUUUUCCAUUUUGAAUGAGAAAAGGAUUAUUAUAGUUUAAUGGAUAAAAAUUACUAUAAACAUAGGAGCAAUUAUUACAUAAAUGAUUUUGUUUAUA